AUGAACUUGAUUCAGAACUACACGUCUGAUUCAGAAGCAGGAGCAGAGACAGAAGAGGAAGAAGGCAGAGGAGAAGAAGAAGAAGAAGAAGAAGAAGAAGAAGAAGAAGAAGGAGAAGAAGAAGGAGAAUUGGAAUUAGGCGAGGACAUAGCGCUAGAGGAAGAAGAAAAACCAUUGACCAAUCCGUAUUUGGAAUCACCACCGCAGCUCCCCGCCAUUGAAAUCUAUCUGCUAAAACACCCAACCAUCAUGAACAAUAUACUAAGAAUCAGAAACAUGUAUGUGUUUCUACCAUGGCGUCCAUCACUUCGAAUAUCGCAUACGCUAGACAAGUUGACUGCGAAAGUAAGCCAGCAAAUACCGAUCUUGGCCCGCAACUAUAAACUUGUUGCUGCAAACAAGGACAGGAAACGAGAUAUAAAAUUGCACGUUACCGUGGUGCCGAACCACUUGAUGCCCGAAGAGAAUCGAGAUACGUUGAUCAAGGUGUUGGAUGAGCGGCUAACGAAAAUUGGGAGCGCUUAUGCCAACACGUCCAAGACCGUUGCUGUGUCUCCCAUCCUACAAGCCACUUCACAGCGGCAACAAUUUGUGCCAUUGGCAAUCGAGAAACACUUGGCGGUUGAAUUCAACGGCAAUACAGGCAACAUUUUCCUAUGCGUUUAUUUGGACUUGUCUGAUGCACCAACUAGAGACUUUUUGCACCAAGUGCAAGCUGGGGUCAAUUGUGCGUUAGAUUCAGCGAAAGCUGUACCGAAUGGAGGCCAAUUUACUGGACGACUCCAUGUUUCCAUUGCUACCGGAUAUCGGACAAGACAGGAAUUGAGCAAGACACAAUUGCAAAUGGUCAAUCAACAGCUUCUCGAGAUGGAUCUCGAAGGUGCUUUGGAUGAUGUGGCUAUUGAGGUUGAUAGAUUGAUGGUCACUUCACCGCCUACGCAGCAUGAUGUCACUCUUGUAUGA
Molecule: messenger RNA, 963 nt
Organism: Lodderomyces beijingensis
Lineage: Eukaryota; Fungi; Ascomycota; Pichiomycetes; Serinales; Debaryomycetaceae
Source: the annotation of a GenBank genome assembly